Messenger RNA from Rattus norvegicus (Norway rat), 1863 nucleotides. RefSeq names its product cathepsin F (gene Ctsf). The transcript has 14 exons. The record is from RefSeq and is marked provisional. Gene Ontology annotation, cellular component: lysosome. Bases 32 to 1420 code for a protein of 462 amino acids. Gene Ontology annotation, molecular function: cysteine-type peptidase activity; cysteine-type endopeptidase activity. Lineage: Eukaryota; Metazoa; Chordata; Mammalia; Rodentia; Muridae. Gene Ontology annotation, biological process: proteolysis.
GUGAAUCGGGGCGAGCAGCUUCGACCUCGCUAUGGCGCUCCUGCUGCAGCUUUUGUGGCUGUUGACGCUGAUCGCGACCGUGGUCCUGAGCCCAGUCCCUGCCAAGCCCUGGGCGGAUGACGAGCAAGCCUGGAGCCUGUCCUCCCAGGAGCUGCUGGCGCCCGCCCGCUUCGCGCUGGACAUGUACAAUUACGGCCGUACUGCGGUGACAAGGGCCGUGCUAGGGGCGGUACACGGGCGCGUCCGGCGGGCCGGCCGGGGCUCUCUGUUCUCCCUGGAAGCCACAUUAGAGGAGCCACCUUGCAAUGAUCCCCUGGUGUGCCUGCACCCUGAGACGAAGAAAACAAUGCUCUGCAGUUUUGAAGUCCUGGAAGAGCUAAAAGAACACUUGCUGCUGAGGAAGGACUGUAGCCCAGUGAAUGCCAAGGUUACAGAGUCUGGGAACGAGACCUUCCGAGCAUUCCUUCCAAUGUUGGACAAGGAUCCCCUGCCCCAGGACUUUUCUGUGAAGAUGGCUACACUCUUCAAGGACUUCAUGACUACCUAUAACCGGACUUACGAAUCAAGGGAAGAAGCCCAGUGGCGCUUGACUGUCUUUGCCAGAAAUAUGAUACGAGCGCAGAAGAUUCAGGCCCUGGACCGUGGCACAGCUCAGUAUGGGAUCACCAAGUUCAGUGACCUCACAGAGGAAGAGUUCCACACCAUCUACCUGAAUCCCCUCUUACAAAAGGAGUCUGGCGGGAAGAUGAGUCUAGCCAAGUCCAUAAAUGAUCUCGCCCCACCUGAAUGGGACUGGAGGAAGAAAGGGGCUGUCACUGAAGUGAAGGACCAGGGCAUGUGUGGCUCCUGCUGGGCCUUCUCUGUCACAGGCAACGUGGAGGGCCAGUGGUUCCUGAACCGGGGGACUCUGCUCUCCCUGUCAGAGCAGGAGCUUUUGGAUUGUGACAAGAUGGACAAGGCCUGCAUGGGUGGACUGCCCUCCAACGCCUACACAGCCAUAAAGAAUUUGGGAGGGCUGGAGACAGAGGAUGACUAUGGCUACCAGGGCCACGUUCAAGCCUGUAACUUCUCAACACAGAUGGCAAAAGUCUACAUCAACGAUUCAGUGGAGCUGAGCCGGGAUGAGAACAAGAUAGCAGCCUGGCUGGCCCAGAAAGGACCGAUCUCAGUUGCCAUUAAUGCCUUCGGCAUGCAGUUCUAUCGCCAUGGGAUUGCUCACCCAUUCCGGCCCCUCUGCAGCCCUUGGUUCAUCGACCACGCUGUGUUGCUGGUGGGCUAUGGAAACCGCUCCAACAUUCCUUACUGGGCCAUCAAGAACAGCUGGGGCAGGGACUGGGGUGAGGAGGGUUACUACUACUUAUAUCGUGGGUCCGGGGCCUGUGGUGUGAAUACCAUGGCCAGUUCGGCAGUGGUGAACUGAGAGACUUGCUGGCCUAGGACCUGACAUUGACCACAGUGGCCCCUUCCUUAGCCUGACUCAUGCUCGGGCCCCUCCUCAGAAGACAGACGGCUGAGGAACAGGCACUUUGUACCUCAGGGUGAGCAGCGGGCCCUGCGCCCUUUCUUCCCUCCUUCUCAUGCUUACCUGAAGUUCUCCAGCUGCAUCUUUGUUGGACUAUGGUAGCUAGGAGGAUCCUGAGGUGAAGGAGGCUUUCCCGGAAGCCAACACUAGGGCAAGAACCUUGGGCUACAAUAUGAUACAGGAUGAAAGUCUGCUCGUCACGAAACUAGAUUUGUCCUCAGCAGGCUCUGUCUUUCUGCUUUGGUGUUCGUCAGCCUGAUGCUGUACAUCUUCUGGUCCCUUUCCACAUCCAGGAAAGUUGUAACCAGCCUUCCCUAAGAGCAAUAAAAAGGUAGCCUGCU